Messenger RNA from Dioscorea cayenensis subsp. rotundata (Guinea yam), 1201 nucleotides. Its product is annotated as probable adenylate kinase 1, chloroplastic. Lineage: Eukaryota; Viridiplantae; Streptophyta; Magnoliopsida; Dioscoreales; Dioscoreaceae. The record is from RefSeq and is a predicted model, not a curated record. Gene Ontology annotation, biological process: nucleobase-containing compound metabolic process. Gene Ontology annotation, molecular function: ATP binding; AMP kinase activity. The transcript is spliced from 4 exons. Gene Ontology annotation, cellular component: cytoplasm; mitochondrion. The coding region runs from base 78 to 935 and encodes 285 amino acids.
UUCUCAAAUUCAUUUUCUCUUCUUUUGAUCUUCGUUACUCUUCUCAAAACCCUCGCAAGCUCUGCUCGUCCCCAUCGAUGGCGGCGCUCAACCGCCUUCUCCGCACGUCCUUCUUGGGGUCGUUGAGUCGUAUGUCGACGACGGCGGCGCCGGAGGGCGGUGGGCGGUUUGUGCCUGAGUUGGCGGUGCCGAAGAUGGGGGCUGGGCCGAGGAGAGAUCAUCGAGAGAGGGGAGUUCAGUGGGUGUUUCUUGGAUGCCCUGGAGUGGGGAAAGGUACGUAUGCUAGCCGGCUUUCGCAGCUUCUUGGAGUUCCUCACAUCGCAACUGGUGAUCUCGUCCGCGAGGAGCUCAGCUCUUCUGGUUCUCUUGCUCAGCAGCUUUCUGCAAUUGUAAAUCAAGGCCAUUUGGUAUCAGAUGAGAUAAUAAUAGAACUAUUGUCUAAGCGGCUUCAGAAUGGAGCUUCUAAUGGUGAAUCAGGAUUUAUUCUAGAUGGUUUUCCUCGGACCAUAAGACAAGCAGAAAUACUGGAGGGCGUGACUGACAUAGACUUAGUAAUCAACUUGAAGCUGAGAGAAGAUGUGCUACUUAAGAAAUGCCUUGGGAGAAGAAUUUGCAGCCAGUGUGGAGGGAAUUUUAAUGUUGCCUCCAUUGACAUCAAAGGCGAAAAUGGAAGGCCUGGUAUAAAUAUGGCACCUCUCCUUCCUCCUCCAAAUUGUGCCGCCAAGCUUAUUACUCGCUCAGAUGAUACUGAAGAGGUGGUGAAGGAGCGUCUCCGAGUAUACAAUGACACGAGCCUACCAGUUGAAGAGUUCUACCGCAAGCGAGGAAAGCUCUUGGAGUUCGAAUUGCCAGGAGGCAUUCCCGAGUCCUGGCCGAAGCUUCUGCGAGCGUUAAAUCUUGAAGACCAUGAUGACAAGCAAUCUGCAGCAGCUUGAUAAAAGACACCUCGCAAACGAUGUUUGCAAGGUCUAUUCUUUUAAUAAGAACUAAACUGAGCUCCAAGACCUAAAAAACCCAAUUCUGCUUCUGGUUUAGGAGGUUGUGACAAGUAUAUAGGCACGUCCAGAUGAAACAGCUAUAAAUUAUUAGUUUUGAUUGUGUUUGGGGGUGGUUUAUAUUUUGGUGCCGCAAUCCAAUUGUUUAAUGUGUUAUGUAUACUCUUCAAGAUGCUGUGUUUAUAAAAUUUCACAAUGUUCUCUCA